CAGUCGCUCGAUGAUUAUGUAGCCCGAUGGACUGUUUUAAUAGUUCAUUUAUGUCCAAAUCAAACGAGUAUGUUUGUGAACGACGAACCUCUCAUACAGCAAUGCCCUGUUGUCGGCAAUUUCGAAGAGACAGGAUGGAACCUGCAGUGUCCUAUGGCCAGUCAAUGGUCCAGACAGUCAGUGAACAGUUCGUGCAAUUACGAUGUGUACAAUGGCUAUAGUGAUUUCUCAGUGCAGUGCUAUAAUAGAACCAAUUAUGUUCAUAAUAUACCUCAUCAACAGUACUAUGAACAAAAUGUAGCGUAUACGCAACCAGUGCACCAGUUUCGGACCCGUCUAGCUUGCCACCAAAUGCCAGAACAACAUGUGUACGCUCAAGCAGUGCCAGAUUUUCAGACCGAUCUACCAUGCCGUCAAAGACCAGAAUGGGAUUACAAUAGCAUGUGUUACAACGUUGAUGGUCAGGCGUGUCAGUACACCAAUGUGGUUGAUCUAGAAGACUUUAUGAACAAUGAGAAACGUAAAGAGAAGUCGCGCGUCGCGGCGCGAUGUAGACGCACCAAGGAGAUGCAGAUCUUCGCCGAGCUCACCGCCGCGUUGCCGGCCAAGAAAGAGGAGGUGGAACAGCUGGAUAAGGCCUCUGUCAUGCGCCUUGCCAUCUCAUACCUCCGAGUGCGAGACGUUGUCUCUAUGCUGCCCGAAGACAAAGAAGCGCCCAAAUUGCAGAGCCCUAAAGGCUUAGAGGAGGUGCAAUCUGAGCUUUCAUACAUGAACGCUUUGGACGGGUUCGUCCUGGUGUUGUCACAGCAAGGCGACAUCGUGUACUGCAGCGAAAAUAUUGCAGAUCAUCUUGGCGUGUCGCAGAUGGAGAUAAUGGGGCAGAGUGUGUUCGAGUUCAGCCACCCCUGCGACCACGACGAGAUCCGCGAGUCUUUGCGCUCAGGCAACGACGGGAGGCGCGACUUACUUCUACGUCUCAAGUGUACUCUCACCAGCAAGGGGAGGAAUGUGCAUCUCAAAUCGGCUUCCUACAAGGUCAUCCACGUAACUGGCCACAUGAUAACUCCUACUGAAGAAACAACAAAGGAUCAAGACAACACUGAAUCAGACGAAGAAAGGAAAGAAGCAAAAAGCUACACCAACACGGGAGCACUAGUAGCUGUAGGCAGGCCGAUUCCUCAUCCUUCCAACAUCGAGACCCCACUCAACAGCAUGACUUUCCUUACUAAACACAGUUUGGACAUGAAGUUUACUUAUACUGACGAAGGGUUAACAAACAGCCUGGGAUUCGAGUCCGAGGAACUGGUUGGUCGUUCCCUAUACGAGUACCACCACGCAGCGGACAGUGCGUCUUUGGCACAACAAUUCAAAUCAUUGUUCUCGAAAGGACAAUGCGAGACUGGGCAGUACCGCUUCCUCGCCAAGACCGGCGGUUACUCCUGGGUUCAGACUCAGGCUACUGUCAUCACCGACAAACAGCAAAAGCCGACCAGCGUGAUAUGCGUCAACUACGUUAUCAGCGGUAUCGAGUGCAAAGAUGAGGUGUUUGCUGCACACCAAGUGCAGCACGCGGAUCUGAAGCCGGUGGUGGCAUCCGCCCCGCUUGUCCGUGUGAGCGCUGAACCACCUGCUAACGGCGCUAUAGUGGGCAUAGUCGCCCCAGAGGAGGAGCGCCCUAUACCUGUCACAGAACAAAUAUUUGUGCCCAGAAAGAAAGAAAUGAACAAAGGAUUUCUCAUGUUUUCUCAAAACGAGGGACUUACAAGUGAGUGGCACUUGAACUGCAAAAGCUUAGUGCUUAAAGACGAGCCGGAAGAUCUGACGCAUUUAGCACCUACGGCCGGUGAUGCCUGCAUUUCCCUGGAGAACAACAGUCCUUUCGAUAUGUUCGACGAUUUUAUGCUGAACGACAACUAUUGUAGCCUACUCGGCGAUGACCUGGCAAAUGGAUCUCCUGUAGAUUCUUUGAUUGCUGAUUCCUUACUGUCCUCACCUGAACCACAGGAAACCGAAUCAUCGUGUGAACAGUCGUCACUUUUGACAGAACUUUCAUUAGAUGCAUUCGAUAACCGGUCAGAUAAUGACAUUGACGAUGGAAAUUCGCCGUUUAUUCCUACCACCGAUGAGCUUCCACUAUUGGAACCCGCAGUUAUGUGGGGGGUUCUUCCGGAUAGUGUUAGCCAAGCAAAACCUCAGCCGUCAGAGGUGCAAACUUCAGCACCAGCACUCCAGCGUUUACUGGCAGCGCCCCCGACCGGGCCGCCUCCACAGGACAUUAUAACAAAUAUAUAUUCAGAUCCAGGGCUAAUUCCGAGCAGAAGUAUAUCUUCGUGGGACACGGGUGUAAAGAGGGUGAUGAAGCAAGAAGAGGAGCCGACUGCAAAGCGUGUGAAGCGUAGUCCAUCCCCAGUAGCGCCGACUGCGAGGACGCCGUCCUCGAGCGUCCUUAUGAACCUCCUGGACAUACACCCGCAAGCGAAGCAGCAGAUUCGACAGCAGCUUCGCUCCAACUAUCAAGUGUUCCUGAACUCGCCAAGAACAUCACCGCAGAGUCCCGUUAAUAAAAACCUUCCGGUUCCCGUUAUAAACAUCAUACGAUCGGGACCAAAUGAACAGCUGAUGCGUGCCAAUACAACAGCACCCAACCCUCCAUUGAUACGCACGAGUGCAAUGUCUCCACUAACCUUAAACGUGGGCAGCCCAAUUUACUCUUUACCCUCGAGCCCUAACACUCCAAAUUAUAGCCCCGCUAUGAGUCCGGCCCAAAAAGAUCGCGUGCUAAGCCCAUAUUCCACUCCCCAAUCCUUAUCGCCCGCUGGAAGCUACAUGUACAGCCCAAAUAAUAAGCUUCAUUCACCGUCUGGCGUUAUGCGUGGCUACGAUCCAUAUCUAAAUAAUAAAAUGCAAACAAGUCCCGGAUUUCCGCUCCAAUCGGAUAUGCUCCUCGACACCACCAUGCCCCUCGCUUCAACAGACUUUUGGCCGGACUCAGAAAUGUUGCAAGGCACGAGUGACUUGCUCACAGCAUUUGAUGACGUUAAAUUAGUUUAAGCAUUUCGGAUGGAUGAGUGAUUGGAGAGUGAUUUCUCGUUUCCGUUGGAUGAUUGUGGGAGGAUUGAAUACUGUCUUAGUUUAUCGUUCGAAAGCGUUUCCGUAUCUGAUAUCAUAAACAAUUUUUCACGUUAUUCACGACUUCACACAAACAUUCCAAUAGACGCGGAUAUAGAAAUAUAUUAAUGAAAUGGUUGAAAUAUUUCUGUGAAAGAAGAAAUCACUAAAACCAAUGCAGAUUCGAAAGAUUAAACGACAAUCCAAAAGGAUUCCACGCAAACUUCUCGUAGUUACCUUUUUAAGCCAACGUGUUUUAUGAGCGCAACGCAGACGACAAAUUUUAUUGUUUUUAAAAUAGAAAAUGUUAACUAUUUUGAUAAAUUUUAUAGAAUUAUAUGUAAGUAAAAGACUGGAGACACGUUCGUAUCACUUUGAGGUAUCAUAAUAUUAUCUCCGUAUAGAUGACCUGCCGUGUAUCUUUCCUCAUAAAUCAUGAUGAAUAAGGUAGGAUGUCCACAGAAGAAACAAAUGUCUAACUAUCAUAAUAACGUAACGUGGAGAUUGAGGAGAGAAAGGAUACAAACGUGGACUCAGACUUUUUAGGGUAGUAAGACAUCGACAUGUCGAUUUUUAUAUUUUCGAGUGGAAUCCUCGGUGAUACUAUGAUGUGACUUAGCGUGAAAAUGGGUUUUAGAGUAUACAAGUA
Maniola jurtina (meadow brown) is the source of this 3757-nucleotide messenger RNA. RefSeq names its product hypoxia-inducible factor 1-alpha-like. The record is from RefSeq and is a predicted model, not a curated record. Lineage: Eukaryota; Metazoa; Arthropoda; Insecta; Lepidoptera; Nymphalidae. Bases 70 to 3051 code for a protein of 993 amino acids. Gene Ontology annotation, cellular component: cytoplasm; nucleus; transcription regulator complex. Gene Ontology annotation, biological process: cellular response to hypoxia; regulation of transcription by RNA polymerase II. Gene Ontology annotation, molecular function: RNA polymerase II transcription regulatory region sequence-specific DNA binding; protein dimerization activity; DNA-binding transcription factor activity, RNA polymerase II-specific. The transcript has 12 exons.